Lolium perenne is the source of this 2429-nucleotide messenger RNA. RefSeq lists its product as uncharacterized. Gene Ontology annotation, molecular function: zinc ion binding; nucleic acid binding. Lineage: Eukaryota; Viridiplantae; Streptophyta; Magnoliopsida; Poales; Poaceae. The record is from RefSeq and is a predicted model, not a curated record.
CGGGGCCUGCUUUUCGCGGGGCCCAAAGGUCGGCGAGCGUGCUUAAGUGAGCGUGUGUGGGUUCCUGAAGUGGACAUACAUGCGCGGUGGCUGGGCUGGUGGUUCUGCAUGCCCGCCAGGGGCAAAAUCGACAUUUCGCAUCUCAUUUUCUUCUACGCGACUGUGGAGAAGGACGAGCUCGGCGGUGCGUGGCGAUCUCCUCUUCGCCGGCGGAUACAGGGCGGAAUGGUCACGGCGGAAGUUCUCAUGGCCAUAGAGGCGUGGUUCUCGCACGAGGGGCUGGGAGAGGUGGGGGUUUGACCCUAGAUGCAGCCAGAUCUGAGCCACGGGAGGCACCUUCGGUCCUGAGCGCGGCAGGGAUGGCGUUGAUCUCCUUCUCCCUACUCUCGCGCCGCCGUGACCAUUCCGCCCCCUCCCCCUUCUCCUCUAUGCGGUCACUGCGGUGUGGUGCUCCUCCCCGAGCACGAGCGCGCGCCUCUCUCCCCGGCCGCCGGCGGUGGCCUCUUCCUGUGCCCCUAACCACGACCUCAAGCAUGCCAUAAUCAACCUCCUCUGCGGCGCCUUCUCCCCCAUCGGCGCUUCCUCCUCCCCUGGCCACAGCGUGGUUCGUCCCCGCACUACUAAAGUACCAAGUGAUGUACAGGUUCGUUUUCUCUCCCUCCCUCCUGUUAGUUUGAUCUCCACGUACGACCCAACGGUCGUACGACCCUAUCUCGCGUCCUGAUCGGGGGCGCCCAACCACGUCUGGUUGGUGGGCCCCUGUCGCCAGCGCCACAUAUAAAAGAGGUGGGGGCCGGGGCACGGACGCAAAGGUUCGUCCGCUGCCGUCCUUCCCACCGAAAUACAAACCCUAAGCCACCCGAUCUGGUGAGGCGUUGUAGCGGCGGGAAGCUCCACCGACAUCACCGCCGCCCCUCCGUCGCCGCCAUGGCGAGCUCCUCGUCGACCAAGACCGACGGAAAUCCUAUGAGUUUUAUCUCGGCUAUUGAGCCCCUCAAUGGAGGGAACUAUGGCUCGUGGCGAGAGAAGGUUGAGAUGGGGCUUGCUUUGCUUGACCUCGACUUGGCACUGAUAGAGGCUUGUCCCAUAGAACCUAAGGACCCCGUAAGGGGCGACAAAGAAAGUGAAGAUGACUUCAACAAAAGGGUCCUUGACCAUGGACCAAAAAGAAUGAAGUACGAUCUUGAUCGUGCUAAGUGGGACUCGUCCAACAGAAAGUGCUUGAUGGUGAUCAAGAGCUCCAUUUUGGAGGCUAUAAGGGGAGCAAUCCCACAGUGUGACACCGCCAGUGAGUACCUGAAAAAGGUAGAGAGUCAGUUUACUGGGUCUUCCAAGGCCUAUGCUAGCACUCUCAUAAGAAAGCUUGUCACUACUAAGUACACUGGUGGUGGAGUAAGGGAUCACAUAUUCAGGAUGAGCCAUAUGUCUUCCAAGCUCAAGUCUAUGGAGAUGGAGCUUCCAGAACAGUUCGUCAUCCAUCUGAUCUUUGCCUCACUCCCAAAAGAAUUUGAGACUUUUGCUGUGAACUACAAUGCACAGCCAGAAAAGUGGGCCAUUGAGAAGAUGAUUGCCAUGUGUGUGCAAGAAGAAGAGAGGAUCAAGGGGCAAUCUGGUGAUUCUGUCAAUUACCUAAGCCCAACCAAGAAGAGGAACUUUCAGAGUUUUCAGAGUUCCAAGCCACAAGGGAAACCUCAGUGGAAUCCUCCUCUGCCUAAGCCGCAUGGCAAGGCUCAAGAUCACCAGCCGCAUGAAGAGGUGGCCAAGGACACUUGCAAGUGGUGCAAGGAAAAGGGCCACUACCAGAAAGACUGUGUGGCAUUCCUGAAACAUCUGUGCAAGAAAGGGAUUCCGUAUGAGACAGACCCUGCAAAGAGGAGAAAGAUGCAUUAAAGUAGCAAACGGCGUCCAAGCUGAAGUCGAAGCCAUUGGAGAUCUCCCAUUAGUAUUAGCUAAUGGCUUUGUACUUUUAUUAGUAGAUGUGCUUUAUGUACCCUCUUUGCAUCGGAACUUAAUAAGUGUAUCGCGCUUAGAUGAUGAUGGUUUUGCUUGCCAUUUUGGUGAUGGUCAAUGUAAGAUCAAGUUUAAUAAUGAGAUUGUUGGUCUUGCCUUCCGACAAGACAAGCUUUAUUUAUUGUCACUUUGUGAUGAGAAUGUGAAUGUUUUAAGCGCUGAUAAUGAGAAUGUCUCUACAUCCCUGAAUGAAAAUAAUAAGCGGAAGAGAAUUGAUGAAGUCUCUUCGAAAUUAUGGCACUGUCGUUUAGGCCAUAUUUCGAGGGGGAGAAUAGAACGCUUAGUAAAAGAAUCAAUCCUUCCGCCUAUGGAAUUUUCGAAUUUAGAACAAUGCAUCGAUUGCAUUAAAGGAAAGUAUGUAAAGAACAUAAAGAAGGGCGCCAAAAGAAGCACAGGAGUUUUAGAAAUAAUUCAUACGG